AUGUCGGGCUCGCGUGGAAGUCAAGCCAGUCGCUCAGUCUUUGUCGGAAACAUCCCGUAUAAUGCCACAGAGGAGCAGCUGGAGGAUAUCUUCCGAGCAGUCGGCCAUGUAGUCAGCUUCCGGUGGCUGGUCAAGAACUCGGACACGGGUCAACCUAAAGGUUUUGGUUUCUGUGAAUUUCGGGAUGCACAAACUGCAGAGUCCGCUAUCAGGAACUUGAACAACACUGAGUUCAAUGGACGGCUGCUUCGAAUUGAUUAUGCGUCAAGCUUGGGUGAGGGAAAAUCUGGUGGCGGAGGAUCAGGAGGGUCGAACUCGGGAGCAAGUGGCGCCAAGCCACUUAUGAAUGCACAUGAUCAAAUAAUGGCUGUUGUCUCAACCAUGUCUAUUGAACAGAUGUACAAUGUUAUGGGUCAGCUUAAAACAAUUUGCGCUCAAAACAGAGAGCAAGCUCGAGAGCUCUUCAACACUUACCCUCAGCUGUCCAUGGCUGUGCUGCGGAUGCAUGAUCUGCUCUCCAAGUACAGCAGCGGCGGCCCCCCUCCACCCGUCGGCAUUCAUAGCGACCCGUUGCCACGUGGGGGCAUGUCCGGGCUUAGUGGGCCAGGCAUGCCUCCUCCCCCGCAGCUUGGAGGAGGCAUGGGGAUGCCAGGAAAUGUGCCUCCGAGUGCGAUGGGUCAGCCUGUGGGAGGAGCAAGCGUGACCAGUGGGAGAGGCGGGAGUGGGGAUAG
Messenger RNA from Guillardia theta CCMP2712, 731 nucleotides. RefSeq lists its product as hypothetical. Gene Ontology annotation, molecular function: mRNA binding. The annotation marks the transcript as partial. The record is from RefSeq and is a predicted model, not a curated record. NCBI's taxonomy places the organism in Eukaryota, Cryptophyceae, Pyrenomonadales, Geminigeraceae. The transcript is spliced from 9 exons. Gene Ontology annotation, cellular component: mRNA cleavage and polyadenylation specificity factor complex.